Molecule: messenger RNA, 477 nt
Organism: Zasmidium cellare ATCC 36951
Lineage: Eukaryota; Fungi; Ascomycota; Dothideomycetes; Mycosphaerellales; Mycosphaerellaceae
Exons: 2
Coding region: 1-477 (158 amino acids)
Source: RefSeq, a predicted model, not a curated record
AUGGAGAAAGCUGACGUCGUGAUCCCCAACAUCCUCAAACUCGACGACAGCGACGAACGCCUCUGGGUCCCCCGAUCCAACUCGGUGUGGUUCCGCCCCCUCCUCCUCUCCGUCUCCCAAGGCUACUUCGUCAACCUCCUCCGCGUCCGCAAAUCCGGCAUCCUCUCCCGCCACCGCCACGCCGGCCCCGUCCACGCCACCGUCCUCAAAGGCCGCUGGCACUACCUCGAACAUCCCUGGUGGGCGACCGAAGGCGGGUAUGCGUUUGAGCCGCCGGGCGAUAUUCACGCGCUCGAGGUGCCCGAGGAUGUGGAGGAGAUGGUGACGAUGUUUCAUGUCACUGGAGCGUAUAUCUAUGUGGAUGUGGAUGGGAAUCCAACGGGUGUAGAGGAUGUGUUUAGUAAAUUGCAGAAGGCUAAGGAGCAUUAUGAGAAGGUUGGACUAGGAGCGGAUUUCGUGGAACACUUUGUUAGGUGA